CAGCCCCGGGUCCGCCUCCCGGGGACUCCCCUGCGCGGGGCUUCCCCGAUUCCUCCGGGCGGCGACGGGAGCCGGGGAGCUCGCUUGGAGGGAGCGCUUACGAGGCGCCAGGCGCAGUGCCAAGCGCUCCGAGGCGGGUUUUCCACUUGAACAACCCCCCAUUCUCGAGAGGAGGAAACUGAGGUGCAGCGCGGUCGAGAGCCAUGUGCUCAAGGUCACAGCCUGAGAAUGUGACCGGGCUGUCCCGGUCGGAGCCGCGCCCCGGGCGACCUCGUCCCCUCCCUCGACGACGACACCUGCAGGCUCUUAACCUCGCUCCGGUUCCCUCCCUCCUCCCUCUGCGUGCCCCGGGGAUCCCUGCUUCCUCGCGUGCUCCUGGCUGCGGGAUUCCGAGCAGACGGGCGUGAGCCUCGCCGCCGCGGUCGGUCGUGACCCGAUCUCCACGACUCGCGCGGCGAGGACUGCUGCUGGCCUGGUGACAGCAGCUCUCGCACUGCGUUCUCCCAAACUGAUCUUACGCACUUGAGGUCGCUUGGGGUGGCAGAAAGUGUCCUUGACCCAAAAUAGAAUGGCCGUCGGACCUGCUUGUAGACUGCUGCGGGAAAGCUUUGAGAACUGGGCGAAGCCUGCCAGGCCACAGGUGCUUCCUGAGGUGCUUCGGGAGGCCUGUUGGGCUGGGAGGCUAGGCAGAGGGCUUGCACAAAGAGCUGAGCGUCAUUUACAGGCGAUCGAAACUUUAUCAUAUGUGUGUAUUUUGGAGGCAAUCGUAGGCUGCUAAAACUAUUUUCGGAAGUGAAGUCCUUCCUUUGAAAUCGAAGGGCAUGCUGUCAUUGAACUGAGAUUUAAAUGUCACUUUGGUUUCAUUUCUCAGGUGAGAUUGAGGUGGGUUCCUUUAAGUUUCCUAUGCUGGGGCAAAGUUUGGCAUGGGAACAAAUAAUUCUGUGAGUUUUUUUAUGACUAAUUAUUUUUCAAUCUGAUCUUCGAAUAACUGCCUAGUAGCUUUGAUUCUAGGACACGCAGUGUUUGCGGACGUGGGACUAGAAAAGUUCUCGUUUUAAUUUAUCAAUGACCCCAUUACCUGUAUUGAAAAAAAAUCAUUUUGCGUUCAGGCAACAUUGUUGCCGUUAACUUUUGAGAAAGAGAGGGGGAGAACUUAGAAGGUCGGGGUGGUGCAAAUUGAAACUGUACAAAAAAUAAGUUUGAUGCCUUUUUUUAAGGGUUGUCAGUAGCUGUCUUUUUCUGUUACAUUUAGAAGAGGUUCAUUCAGUGAGCUUGGGGGUGCUGUUUUUAAGUUGCAGUCAUAGUGCAGUAGGAUAGGGGAUAAUGGGCCCCUAAGAUUCACCUUCUAAAUAUGCUUAUAAUGUCGGUCGUUGUGAAAGAUCUGUGAUUUGAUCAAUGAUUUUGAUCCCUAUGUUAAAACUUGAUUUUUAAAGCUUUAAGAAAGCUGCCUUCGUAGUGGAGUUGGGUAUUUACAAGGAUAUGGGAAAUUUUGGUCCUAUUCAUUCUAAAAACAGCAUAAGCAUAAUUUCUUGCUCCGAUGUGGUGGCAGAAACCCAGCCUUCUUUGAGGUUCAGCUUUGCCACUUAGUAGCUGUGGUUCGUGGUCCUCGCCAGAGCCUGUCUUGAGUCUAAUUUUCUUUACCCAGACUGGAGGAUGGAGGGGGUGGGCCUGACCCUUCAGGACUGUAGCUUCUGACCAUCACAUCCUAUUUUCCUUUUGUUUUGAAAAGAUGCACCCUUUGUUAUUUUGCAUCUCAAAUAACAGGCAUUACUUUCUUUCUCAUUAACAGUUAGCUUCUGUAGAUUUCUUCUGUUAUUUGGCACUAAAGCAGCAGUUCUUUUUUUUUUUUUUUUUUUAAGAUUCAUUUAUUUAUCUGAAAGGCAGAGAGAGAGAGGUCUUCCAUCUGCUGGUUUACUUCCCAGAUGGUCACAAUGGCUGGAGCGGCUGGAGUUGCGCUGAUCCGAAGCCAGGAGCUUCUUCCAGACCUCCACAUGGGUGCAGGGGCCCAAGGACCUGGUCACCUGCUGCUCUCCCAGGCCACAGCAGAGAGCUGGAUCGGGAGUGGAGCAGCCGGGAUUGGAACCUUUGCCCAUAUGGGAUGCCGGCACUGCAGGCGGCAGCUUUACCCUCUAUGCCACGAGUGCUGGUCUCCAACAGUUCUUUUUUUAUUUAUUUUUUUUAUUUUUGACAGGUAGAGUUAGUGAGAGAGAGACAGAGAGAAAGGUCUUCCUUCCGUUGGUUCACUCCGGCGCUGCGCUGAUCUGAAGCCAGGAGCCAGGUGCUUCCUUCUGGUCUCCCAUGUGGGUGCAGGGCCCAAGCACUUGGGCCAUCCUCCACUGCCCUCCCGGGCCACAGCAGAGAGCUGGACUGGAAGAGGAGCUACCGGGACUAGAACCCAGCACCCAUAUGGGUUGCCGGUGCCACAGGCAGAGGAUUAACCAAGUGAGCCACGUCGCCGGCCCCCCUCCCAAUGGUUCUUAACUUACCUUGGUUCACAGCUUCUGAGGAUGUUUGUCCAAAGGCUCUCUCCCCAGAAAAAUGCACAGACAUAAAAGAGUGCCUAGGCUUUCAAGGAUCUCACUGACCCCACACUGUUCCUCUGUGUGCCUGCUGCAGACUUAAACCCAGCUCUGGGGCAGGGGUGUGGCACAGCAGUUAAGACACCACUUGGGUGCCCAUAUCCCACAUUGGAGUGCUUGAGUUUGAGUCCUGGCUCCAUUUUCUGAUUCUGUAAUGUGCACCAUGAGAGGCAGCAGAUAACAGCUCAAGUAACUGGAUUCCUGCCAGCCACAUAGGAGACAUGGAUUGAGUUCCAGGCUCCUGGUUUCUGCCUAACCCAGCCUCAGCUCUUGUGGGCAUUUGAGGAGUGAACCAGCAGCUGGGAGAUCUCUGUGUUACUUCGCUGCCUCCCUGACUUAAAAAAAAAAAAAAAUCCCCAGAUCUGUACCCUUCCUGAAAAGAAUGCCAUGAGGCACAGCAGUCAGAUGGCUGCUUAUGUGACCAUGGGGGUAGUCAUCAGCCACAUUUGACAAAGGUCACACACAUAGGUGUAAAUGGGGGAGUGGGCACAGGAAGACACAAGUUCUCCAGGACUGUCCUGUUGUGGCGGACGCUCUUCUGGAAAGCUGUCUGGGAGACACCUGAAACAACUUCGCAGGUUAGUCUCAUUUCAUCCUUGGCUGCCAUGGGUCGGUUCAUACUAUGGUCACUUGUUUUUUUUUGUUUUGUUUUGUUUUGUUUUUUUUGACAGGCAGAGUGGACAGUGAGAGAGACAGAAAUGUGGGGAGCAAACCGGACUAGACUGAGUUACUGGAAUUAAGACUUAUUCUAUGGAUCUGCUCUCCCACAAUAUGGCGCUGGGAGAGAAGUAAACAGCUUCUACACAGCUGCCUCCAGUUCAACCAAUAAACUGUAGGACUUGCUACUGAUUGGAGGAGAGCAGCGUACUCGGCGUGUGGGCAGCCGAGUUGGGAUUGGCGGAGGAGGACUAUAAAGGAGGAGAGAGACGGCAUGCACCAGGAACAUCUAAGGGAAACAUCUAAGGGAACACCUGUGCAGCCCCCGAGAAAGCCGGCCGGCGGUGUGCCGCUCCCCUGCGGAAGUGGGGAAUGUGGCCAGGGGGAACUGCCCUUCCACGGAGGUGGAAGGGAUAGUAGCCAACCCGGGAAGAACCAGCAGCAAACCCGGGGAGGGCCGAGCAGACGAAAGAACAGCGCAGGGUCCUGUGUCGUUCCUCCACGAAGAGGGGGAGCGACACAGAAAGGUCUUGCUUUUGCCAUUGGUUCACCCUCCAAUGGCCGCCACAGCCAGUGCACCGCGCCGAUCCAAUGGCAGGAGCCAGGUGCUUCUCCUGGUCUCCCAUGGGGUACAGGGCCCAAGGACUUGGGCCAUCCUCCACUGCACUCCCUGGCCACAGCAAAGAGCUGGCCUGGAAGAGGGGCAACCGGGACAGAAUGCGUCGCCCUGACCGGUACUAGAACCCGGUGUGCCGGCGCUGCAAGGCGGAGGAUUAGCCUAAGUGACUUGUCUUAUUGUCACCGUCUCAUCACAGGCUGCUCUGAUUAAUCUGCUAUAAUAGAGGUGAUAAGUCUGAGUUUUUUUUCCUUUUUAUUAAAAUUUAUUUGUUUAUUUGAAGGCAGGGUUACAGAGAGAGAGAGAGAACGUCUUCCAUUCACUGGUUCACUCUCCAAAUGGCUGCAAAGGCUGGAGCUAGGCCUAUCCCAAACCAGGAGCCAGGAGCUUCCUCCAGGUCUCCCACGCGGAUGCAGGGGCCCAAGGGCUUGGGCCAGCUUCCACUGCUUUCCCAGGCCAUCGCAGAGAGCUGGAUGGAAAGUGGAGCAGCUGGGACUAGAACCGGCGCCCAUAUGAGAUGCCGUCAUUGCUGGUGGUGGCUUUACGCGCUGUGCCACAGCACUAGCCCCAUGAGGGUUGCGGAUGGUGUAGGAGGAUGGAGAGACUAUGGAGUGGAUCCGUCCCAGUUCUCAGGGACGCUGAUGCGUACAUGUGAACGCCUAGUGAAGGAAGGACGCUUUGUACCCAGCAAUCCCAUCGGAAUUCUCACCGCGAGCUACUGUGAGUUGCUGCAGAACAAAGUACCUUUGCUUGGUAGCAGCACGGCCUGCAUCGUGGUGCUGGACAGAACUAGCCACCGCUUACACACAGCGAACCUGGGCGAUUCUGGCUUCCUGGUUGUCCGGGGUGGUGAAGUUGUGCACCGGUCGGAUGAGCAGCAGCAUUACUUCAACACUCCAUUCCAGCUCUCGAUUGCUCCCCCGGAAGCAGAGGGCGUUGUCUUGAGUGACAGCCCGGAUGCUGCUGACAGCACGUCUUUCGACGUCCAGUUGGGCGACAUUAUCCUGACGGCCACAGACGGACUCUUUGACAACAUGCCUGAUUACAUGAUCCUUCAGGAGCUGAAGAAGCUGAAGAAUUCAAACUACGAGAGUAUACAGCAGACGGCACGAAGCAUUGCUGAGCAAGCUCACGAGCUGGCAUAUGACCCAAAUUACAUGUCACCUUUUGCACAGUUUGCAUGUGACAACGGACUGAAUGUGAGAGGUGGGAAGCCAGAUGACAUCACCGUCCUCCUGUCAAUAGUGGCCGAGUACACAGACUGACUCCGAGGGGCCGGCCUCUGCCUUUCCUGCUGUCGUCCAGUGUUCCCUGCCGUGUGUGCUGAUCCUGCUGGCGGGACUGCGUCUUUGCCACUGAUCUCCACGGCCAGUGAUGAGCCUGUGCCUGUCUCCUGAGACCCGUCGAGAUCUUUGUUGAGAACCACUGCUGUCACUCACCAGCUCACGCCUGCCGGCGGCAGCUGCAAGGGGGUUCCGACCUGACGGUGGGCCUUCUCGUGGAGUUCCCACAGCCUGGUACUUUUACAGAGGCUGUUACUUUUCAAAAGCAGCUGAAGUUUUGAAAGUGAGUAAUGUUGGUAAAGUGAGUUCAAAAUUAGUGUGUUAAAGGGAUUCUAGGUCUUACACAGAUCGCAUUGUAAUGAUACAUUUAGAAAACUUCUACACCGUUCGUGAGAAGUGUCACUGUGUCCUCCGGCCAUACUCUGUCCCGAUGACUGGCUGUGGCUUUCUGCUCAUUGUAGACUCCUAUUUUUCAGGAGCUUAUAACUGCUCUAAAACGUUGCUGUGGGUUGUAACAUCUUGAUCCCGACAGCAUUUGUGUUACCGAUUGAAAGGAAAAUUCAUUUUAGUUCUAUGGAUGCAAAUAUUUUGUGCUUUUAAAAAGAUGCUUACUGUGUUCCUGUGACUAAAGUCUUGGCAGUUUGUAGAUUAGUCCAAACCACAGGCUGAUGGCCGACAGCGAGGGGUGGGGAAGCCUCCUCCCUCAGAGCCUCUGCUGAGCUUCCUGCCCGGCUGUCUGAUAAUGUGGGAGUUGCAGGUGCAGUGGGUGGGAACGGCCAACUGUAACUUUGGCUUUGGUUGGCUUCUGAUGGUCGUGCCACCCAGUCUUCCUCAGACCUCUGACUAGGAGCUUUGCUUUCUCUAGAGUGUGCGCCAAAGUCAGCGAGUCCACGUGGCGGCAGCAUGGAAGUCCACGAGGAAAACUCCUAGGGAGGAUCUGACAUUCGCAGUUGCCCGCAGCAGAAGUUUAGGGGUUUCUGAAUCGAGCUUAAUGUUUACAGUUUCCGAAUAGCCAUUCUGCAGCGUGUAGUCCCUUACAAAACCACCCCACAUCCGGUUUUCCCAUGAUCUGCAAGCUCAGACUUAUUUUAAGGUUUGUGUACACGUUGACUGCUGUAAAGAGAUAUAUUUUUGGGUCAGUUUUUUCCCUUCAUUAACUUGGUGGUAGAAAAAUAUAUAUAUGUAGAAAUCCUUAAAUUAAAGCCAUGUUUUAUACAUAUGAGUCAGGUAACGCUGGUGUGUAGAUGGGAAUGCAAUGGAACCUGAUAUGAAUCUACUGGCGGGGAACUGAGCAAGGCUUCUCUCGAGGAGAUGCUGACUCCCUGGGUCGUUGCAUUCACACUUACGUUUGAGGUUACCUCAACUUGUUUUAAAAGAUUUUGUUUUGUGAAUUUGUACUGUAUAUUUGAGUAACUGUCGAGCUUUUGUUUUAUUUAAAAUUGUUUAACAUGUACCAUGUACAUGUCAUUACUAUAUUUCAGUGCAUCAUGCUUGUAACAGGCAUUUCAUUUAUAAGAAUGAGUUAUUCAUUUGUAAGCCGUUCAGUAAUUUAUCUACUAUUCCUAAAUUGACGUAAUGUUAGGUGUGUAUUUUGAAUCAUCUUUAAUUACAUGUCAGAAUGCCUUAACUACCCUAACUUGACAAAAGAGAAUUCUUCGGGAGAGAAGGGGGGUGGGGUGCGGGAGGAGACCGCGUGAGGGCAGUCCUCACGCCAGGGGGAGGGCAGCGUGAGCGGCGGUGCGGGGUUUAUUUUGCACAUACUAUUUGCAGUCUCGGUGUAUUUAGAAAGUAAAGAAAGUUGCAUGCGGAAGGGUUUUGUUAGAAGGAACACCUUUAAACUCGGACUGGUGACUUCAGCUUUUUUUAGUAGGUUUUUAAUUAUUUUUGGUCAGAGGUACGCAGCCUUAUGAUCUGGAUAUAUUUUGCAUUAAUUUUCCAAUGCCUACAUUUAAUUAGUGGUAAGAGAGCAGUGUUGGUCAAGUUACUGGCUUUGCUCUGCUCUCAUUUAACCCAUCGAACACAAUCUUCCUAAAGCUAGAUUGGUGGUUUCUACAACUCACUUAAUCAAGCUUACUUUUUAAAGAAAUGAUUGUUGGAAAACGGCAAUGUGUCUUUCUGUUCCAGUGACACUGAAAAAGUGGGACAAGAAUUGAGUUGCACGGUGGAAUUGACCUUGAACCUGGCCUGUAGAUUAGUGACAUAGAGUAUUUUCUCUGUUUUAUUUCGGCCCCCUGUCCUUUUUGUGUUAUGCACUUAAUUUUAUGACUGCAAGGGAUGGGUGGGAGUGCUGUUUACAAGUAACUCUCCUGCUCUCGGUGGCCAGAGGCUAUGUGGGACCCACAGAAUUUUCCCAGGUCACAGACCCAAGCUUCCACGGCGUGACAGAGCUACACCACUUGGCGGCUGUGAUUCUGAACUCAGUGUGUGUGUCAAUUGUGUUUUCAAGCAAGCAGUGUAAACACACACAUUUGCCUCACAUAAUGGACUUUUAUAACAAAAGAGAAAAUCUGGAUUUCUAAUUUACAAAUGGCAAAUUAUCUAUCCCUCUGGAUGCACCAAAGACCAGUAAAGUUUAUAGCUUUUCCAUCUAUAUUUAUAAAGCAAUACUGUAUUAUAAAAAAAUCAAUAUUUUUAUCACAUGCUUGAAAUUUUUAUUUUGUUCUGUUUUAAAAUGUGCACUCUAAACAUAUCAGAACCUUAUUUCUUCCUAUGAACUUAAGCUGCCUGCGCACAAAAACAAAAUUUACCAAAUGGAGAUGAAGUAGAGUCCCUAGGCUCUUAAAAACGGAGAGAAGAAAUGAAGGGGAAAACAAGCGAUUUGUCCUGAUUACUGGACUCACUUGACAUGGUUGAUGGGUACUCAAUCACAAAGAAUCCAUUCCAGGUGUGCAUGUCUGGGGGCUGGGCUCUGUCUAGAUUAGAAACUCAAAUUUCAAGCCUUGCGUGAUGGCAGUGUGCCGUCGCCCGUCAGCGGCCGCGGGACGGGAAUCACUCAGUGCCACCAGCCCGCCACACCAAGGAACACCGCAGGAGGGGAGAAGUUUGGAGUGGUUUUGGAGACUGUGAACAGGACUGGCUGGAACUGUAAAUGUCUGUACUUUUGGAUGAGUUCAAGGUUCCUUGACACCUUAUACCAGCUAUCUUUGGUGGAAGCCACGGCAUUCAGUUUCUCUGGAAACUGUAUCACGUUUUUGCACUUAACAAGUUUUACAGAUUCCAAACAAAUCUGCUUAGAAAACAAAGCAUAAAAAAUAAAACAAAGCAUAGAAGCAGAAAGUAUUUGGAUUCAAUUUGUAAAAAUAUUUGCAAAAUUCAACUUCUCAAGAGUGUCCAUGUCAACAUUUUAACGUAGCAGGUAGUUUGUGGCAAAGAUGGCUAAAUAAUGAAGCCAGUUGGAGUCUGUGUACUAAUGAGCUGCUUUUUUCUGUUGAGACUAUCAUUACUUGUCUUACCCAAGAGGCAAUUACCUGAAUUGGAUGUCUGAAAUAUUAUAACUUAUGCAGGAAUAGUUCUGUAAAUACAUUUAAAUAAACUGUAAAGAUAUUUAAUAAAUAAUAGUAUUUAUACUAA
Messenger RNA from Oryctolagus cuniculus (rabbit), 8705 nucleotides. The record is from RefSeq and is a predicted model, not a curated record. Lineage: Eukaryota; Metazoa; Chordata; Mammalia; Lagomorpha; Leporidae.